GGUGCCUUCGCUGCUGCUGCCACCGCCGGGAGCCAGUCGGGAGCGUACCAGGCUCUGGAAAACCGAGGUCCCCCUCCGCUAAGAGCGUUUACCUGCAACGCAGCUACCAUGGCGCUCCUCCUGUGCCUCGUGCUCCUGUGCGGGUUCGCGGAUUUCAUCAGCGGGUUGAGUAUCGCUAUUCCUGAUGAACAGAAGAUCGAAAAAGCUAAAGGGGAAACCGCGUACCUACCAUGCAAGUUUACCCUUAGUCCUGAAGACCAGGGACCUCUGGACAUUGAAUGGCUGAUAUCCCCGUCUGAUAACCAGAAGGUGGAUCAAGUGAUUAUUUUGUAUUCCGGAGACAAAAUUUACGAUAACUACUAUCCGGAUCUGAAGGGACGAGUACAUUUUACGAGCAAUGAUGUCAAGUCUGGGGACGCGUCUAUAAACGUCACAAAUCUGCAGUUAUCUGAUAUUGGCAUCUAUCAGUGCAAGGUGAAAAAAGCUCCUGGGGUCGCAAAUAAGAAAGUUCUGCUGACCGUUCUUGUUAAGCCUUCAGGAACAAGAUGUUUCGUGGAUGGAUCAGAAGAGAUUGGAAAUGACUUCAAACUAAAAUGUGAACCGAAAGAAGGUUCACUUCCGCUGCAGUAUGAAUGGCAGAAAUUGUCAGACAGCCAGAUAAUGCCUACUCCAUGGUUAGCAGAAAUGACUUCACCUGUUAUAUCUGUGAAAAAUGCUAGUUCUGAGUAUUCUGGAACAUACAGUUGCACAGUCCAAAACAGAGUGGGCUCUGAUCAGUGUAUGCUACGACUAGAUGUUGUACCUCCUUCAAAUCGGGCUGGAAUGAUUGCGGGAGCCAUCAUAGGAACGCUGCUUGCUCUUGUGCUCAUUGGUGCCAUCCUCUUUUGCUGUCACAGAAGACGCAGAGAAGAGAAGUAUGAAAAGGAAGUGCAUCAUGAUAUCAGGGAAGAUGUGCCUCCUCCAAAGAGCCGGACAUCCACUGCCCGGAGCUACAUUGGCAGCAACCACUCCUCUCUGGGAUCCAUGUCUCCCUCCAACAUGGAAGGGUACUCCAAGACUCAGUAUAACCAAGUCCCCAGCGAAGACUUUGAACGUGCUCCUCAGAGUCCAACUCUGGCCCCCGCUAAGGUAGCUGCCCCUAAUCUAAGUCGAAUGGGAGCGGUGCCUGUGAUGAUUCCAGCACAGAGCAAGGACGGGUCCAUAGUAUAGAGCUCGGCACCUCCCUCCUGCUCUCCGUGUUCCUUUCUUCUCUUGACACAUCAAAACUUACACUAUUCUCAUUUUUUUUUAAUGGCAGCCCCAACACACACACACACACAUAUGAAGAAGUUAAUAAGAAAUGAUGAGAAACAUGCUCCACAUAUUACAUAUUUUUGGGAGGGGGGGGCCAAGUUAUAGUGAAACAAUAAAGGCUAAAUAGUAAUGGAUUGACCACCAGGGGAAGAUGGGAUUUCUUAGCAAGUUUGAAUUUUAAGGGCAUCUGAAUAAUAAUACUUAAGAAAAUAUGGCACUUUGAAUAUGGAGUCAUGGGUGAAGAAAUCUGUAAAUUUACAUACAUACCAAGUUGAUACUUGAAUCAUCUGGAAAUGAUACUUUGUACUUUCUACCAUUAUUUUUUAGGUUGUCUGUCUCAUUUAUUUAUGAACAACAGUAUCUCUCAAAUUUCACAAACAUCCAUAGAAAAACUACUUAACAUAUGACUUUGUUUUUGUAGUCUUUGUGAGAAUUCGUUUUUUGUUUUGUUUUUCAAGACAGGGUUUUUCUAUGUAGUCUUGGCUGUCCUAGACUCACUUUGUAGACCAGGCUGGCCUCAAACUCGCAGAGAUCCACCUGCCUCUGCCUCCCUGAGUGCUGGGAUCACAGGUGUGCACCGCCAUGCCCAACUCAUCUCUCUGAGAUUUCUAAGUGCAUUUGGGAUAUCACUAAGAGUGGAAGACACUACAGAGUUUUAGAAAUGACUAGUUUCACUUCUAGAUCAUUUGUAAACAUCGUCUGUGAAAUGAUCUCUUUGUUUUCUUUUUGUGUUUUGUUUUGAGGUAGGGUCUCAGUAUUCAGCCUAGGCUGGCCUCAAAUCAUGACCCUUCUGCUUCAGCUUCUUGAAUGCUGAGAUCACAGGUCUGCAUUCUGUACUGCCUGUAGAACGGCUCCUUAAGAAUUUUAACCAGUACACUGCAGAUGCAACAGAAAAUAGUAACCUUUCGAAUGCUUCAAAAAGAAGCACCUGUCAGAUCCAGAAGCAUUUGCUUUUGCUACACACAGAAGUGAAACCCUUGAUACAACCUGGGCGUAGGGGUGGGUCCGGGGAUAGAGCAAUGUAUCUGUGUCUUAAGGCCUGUGGACGUCUGUGAAACAGACCAGACAGCUUGAGGUUGCCGAUUUGUCAGUCUACAACUAAACACUGGACUUCCACUUCACAUGAUGUUUUUGCAAUUUAAAAAAAAAAAAAAAAGGAAGAAAGAAAAACAAUAACAAAUGUUAGUUCAUUUAUCAUCUGGCAGUUAUAGAAGAGAAUCCUUAAAUUAUUGAGUUUUAAAUGUGUUUUUGUUUUGUGGCAGACUGUACUGCACAUUUUAUGUUGUAGAAGCAUAUAAUCUAGGCUUACUGUCUGGAGUACAGUUCCUGGAGGCUGUUUUUCUCCAAGACUCUGAACAAAAUAGCCUUGAGGCAAGUUAAGUUUCUUCCACCAGGCUUGGGCAGUGAGCUUUCUGUCCUGUGGCCAAACCUGCCUCUCUUUUGCUGUCACAGUUCAAGUUUGAGUCUUAGUUUUGUGAAAGUGACUUAUUCUUAAAAGAAAUUUAAAAGGAGUAAAGGGAAUACUCCUAACUGCCAAAUGUAUUAAAUAUAGUUUUCGUAGAAAAAAAAAAGAGUGAAUUUAUUGUAUUUCCCUUAAGAUUAUAAGGGAGCGUGUGUAGAGUAUGAUGAACCAGCAAUUCCUUUAUAGUAGAUAAGGUCUGUAAUAAGAGAUUUCAUUAACUCCCAGACCUUUCCGUAGGGAAUUGGUUUCUGUUAAUCUCUUCAGGUGCUGUGCUGGUAAAUGCGACAUUAUCAAUUAAUGUUGGCAUGCGUUUAUGAUUAGACAAGAGUAUUGUGUAUACCUUUUAAUGGUGAAUUUAAGCUGAAUGUCCAUGUAAUGGAUUAGUGUACAGUUUUACAUAUUUGGAAGCAUUUUGUAAAGUAGGUUUAAACUUCCCAUAAAAUUUCUUUUUAUAUUUGUGUUGUUUUCAUCUGUGCCUUUUUGGGUAAUUUAAUUUCUACUAUGACUUUCUGGUGCCUAUGAGCUGGCUAUCACCUACUUGAAAGGUGCUUAGAGGUGAAGGUACUGUUUUCAGAAGGGUAUCACUGUGGCUCCUUUCUAUCCUUAGAGUCUCAAUCUUGCCUGUUCUCUGCUUUUUUUUAUUUCAAUUAAAUGAUACCAUUGUUUAUAAAGAUUUAAAAAAAGAAACUUCACAUCCCUAUUACUCUCUGACCGUGUGUCUGAUUUAUAACUCUAGCCACAUUUGACUGUCAGGUGUUUGGCAUUUUUAUAAGAUAUUACAAAAAUUAAUUAGAAUGUAAAUUUUAAUGAUUUUUAUAUAAUGAAGAUUAUGCUAAGUAGAAAUUACUAUAGAACGAUAUGUAGAAUCUUUUCCUUUCCUUUGACUUCCUAUUUAUUUAAAGGCAAACAAAACCUAAAGUAUCCGACUGUCUCAGUCCAGAUCUGUAGCAACUAUAACCUGAAAAGACAAGCUUGUUUGAAAAAUAAAACACUAUAAAAGCUGACAGAUGUAGAGGAUAUAGAAUUAGAGAUACAGUUAAAUUUUAGGCUUUGGUCUGCAGUUACUUGUUUCAAGGUCAGACAAGUAUGAGUAGUUUCCCGAACAAUUCUCACUGAUUUUGGUUGAACCAGGGAGCAAGUAUUUGUUCUAGAAUCAGUACUGAUAACAGUCAACAGUUCAACAACUGCAUUGAUGCAUACUAACUAGGGAGCCAGUACAAGUUCAGAGUCAGCGCUGUGUCUUCACAGCAGACCUUUUUGAUUCCACUUUAUACCUGAGAAACUUAGAACCAUAUUUGAAUGGUACAUGGGGUAAUGUGGAAAGAAAUGACACUAUCGAUUACGUCGCCUGUGCUCCGAAUACUAAACAGUUUAUGAGUGUUGUUAUUGAUAAUCGUACUGAUAUUUUCCUGUUAGAAUGCUUCCCUGCUGCUCAAAUUCUUACAUUGAUUUCCCUGAAGAGUUACAUAGACAAAUAUUUCUUUACAUUUGAGUUAUCUACCAAGGAAUUAUUAGAAUGGAAACUGUUUUUGGCAGGGAAGAUCCAUCUAGACUAUGGAAAUGCCUAAUGUGGCUGUACACACCUAUGGCCCCAGAACUCUAAAGGCACAGGAGGACGCUGCAUUUGAGACCAGCUCAAAGCAAUCCUGAGCUGAACUGAGAGAUCUGAUACCUGGGGAUUGAACUCAGUGGUACAGCGUUUUGUUUAGAAUGGGCAACAACUGAGGUCUGAAUCUGAAUUCUUUUAAGAAAUGGAUUUCAGAUUGUGACUUGGCAAUUGAGUGAAGAGGCAAGUAAACUUUUUGUUUCAAAAGGACACUCACUGCAUGGAGUUGGCUAUCUGCUGACGUGUGACUUACUAAAUAGCUAUUGUCUCUAUGUAUACAGCAUGUAAAUUUGAAGCUAUGUGAACAUUCAUAGGUUUUCGUUUUUCUAAGUUUUUUUUCAACAGUGUUUAGAGUGCUCUCAGCUGCCUUAUUUCAUUGUGAACAAAAAAAGUCCAUAUUCUAUGUGGUGAAUGCUUUAAAUGUGUCACAGUAGUGUGUAGAAAAAGGCUGGCACAAUUUUAAGUGGUUUGUGACAUAUAUUAUAUAUGUACAUAUAUCUUUAUAACAUUCUUGUGUUUCAUAGUAUAAAUGUUCUGGGCAAGUUUUGAUAUUUCAAAUGCUUCUGGAUAUUCCAGCAAUAAAGGCAACAUGUUCUUCAAGAGAAUUUUUUGUUUGCCUACUUUGACACUAAAAUAAUCCAUGUUUGAGCAAGACUUCUUUGGAAAAUACUACAGAAAGAGGGAAUAUAAUUUGUGAAUUGUGGUUCUUUCUGUUUUAGGAACAUUUUAGUCUGGAAUUUGAUCCUAAGCUCUAAGAUCAAGCUUACAAAAUAUGUGCCCCUGUUUGUAUAGAAUAUAGAAACCAUCAGUUGGGUUUGAUGUUAAUCAGACAUAGAGUUCUGCCAAUGAUGAGCCCUCUGUUUUCUAAUUUAAUGACACAGGUAAAAAGAGGACCACAAUUCACCGAUUGACUUAUUCUUGUCCCUAAUUGUGAAUUUUGGCUAUAAACAGAGUUGUACUAAGAAUACUAACUUGACACCCCCACAUUUGCAAAGUAGGAUUCGUAGUGUCAGUUUCAGAUUUGCUAUUUUAAAUUUCUGGCUUCCAUAUCCAAAAAUACAGAUUUUAAAGUUUGUAAGAAAACUUUGUUUAAAAACAGAAACUUGCUCUUAGUUUUGUGACCUUGUGUACUUUUGAAAUAAAAUGAAAAAAGCAGU
Messenger RNA from Psammomys obesus (fat sand rat), 5518 nucleotides. RefSeq names its product CXADR Ig-like cell adhesion molecule (gene Cxadr). Gene Ontology annotation, biological process: homotypic cell-cell adhesion. NCBI's taxonomy places the organism in Eukaryota, Metazoa, Chordata, Mammalia, Rodentia, Muridae. The transcript is spliced from 7 exons. Gene Ontology annotation, molecular function: cell adhesion molecule binding. Gene Ontology annotation, cellular component: basolateral plasma membrane; bicellular tight junction; intercalated disc. The record is from RefSeq and is a predicted model, not a curated record. Bases 109 to 1209 code for a protein of 366 amino acids.